Drosophila obscura is the source of this 1330-nucleotide messenger RNA. RefSeq lists its product as uncharacterized. The record is from RefSeq and is a predicted model, not a curated record. Bases 495 to 1160 code for a protein of 221 amino acids. Lineage: Eukaryota; Metazoa; Arthropoda; Insecta; Diptera; Drosophilidae. The transcript is spliced from 5 exons.
UUAAGUCAAGUGGCAACCAAAAACUCGAAAAAAAGAACCCAAAAAAACACAAAAAUAAAAUACAAAACGAAAGAAGAAAUUGAAGUGAACCGUGGGACGUGCGGGGGUAAAGUGCGAAUUGUAACGGUAAUUUGCAGACAUUAGUUGCCACACACACACACACACAUACACAUAGUGAUUAAAUGCUCUAAAAGAGCAAGCAGUGAGGAAGGCAAAGUGUCACUGGGACUAAACAUUACGCAUACGCAGCGUAUGCCCCAGGUUAAAUGUUGAAAUUUAAAACUUUAACGAGCUGCCAAAGCGAUGCUGCUGGUCGUUUCGAAUUCCUCUUUGGAGAUACGAGUGGAUGUACAUUUGUAUGCCAGGCACGCAGUUGAUUUUGUGAUGUGGAUACGGCUCUAUGAUUGUUUUUAUUAGCCUUAUUCCGGCUACACCAGUGUCCAACAAUUGAACCUGAAACCUGAAACCUAAUAGAAAACUGUGAACACUAAACCAUGAGCCAGAUACAAUUGCAACAGCAGCAGCAGCAGCAACAUCGCCGUGGACACCGUCACCAUCGUCGUCGCCAGCCUCCAGAGCCCUGCGAGUGUUUGCGUCCUGUGAUAAGGGUUUUUGGUCUGCUGACUUCAUUCGUUAUCUGCGGUGUGGGCGUCGAUGUCUAUAUGCAUGGCUUCCAAGCGGGACUCUAUAUACUUUUUUCAGCGCUGCUGGUGAUGUUCAUCGAGAUCAAGUGGCUGGUCACGCUAUUCCUGCAGCUUCAGUGCUACGAGGAUAACUAUCAGAGGAGCCCCAGAGGGUCCUGCGGCUGUUUGGGCUGCUGGCGUGUGUCGUCCGCCUUUAGUGGCGGCUGGCGCCCCACGCCCAUUUAUGCGAUUAUUGGCAUCUGCCUGAUACUCUAUCCGCACAAUCUGUGGCUCAGCUAUGUGGCUGGGAUGUUCCUGCUGCUGCUCGGCCUGCUGCGGCUCUGCACACUGCUGCGAUUCAGUCCAGCCAAGGACGAGGGUCUCCUGCCGCAAUGCGACUUUGAAAAGGUGUCCAGUUUUGUGGAUAAUAUGGAGGAUGACUUUGCGGAGGUCAGCGCCUCGCAAACAGUCCUGGAUCAGGAGGACGAGGAAGACGAUGGCGACGAGGAACCCACCAUUGACGAUGAUGUUUGCUAAUAGUUAAGCAGCUCUGAAAUUAUUGCUAAGUUUUCAUUUUUCGAGUUGUCUUGUGAGUAUGGGAAACCAUUAGCAUUAAUGUUAGGCAGGUUUCAAGUUCGCCCAAGAAAUUCAAUGCGACUCAAAAGCGAAAUAUCUUUUUAUACCCGGCAAAGACAAUAUAAUAGUUA